UGCCCGGCCCUCCCCUACUGCUAGCCCCUUUCUUCGGGAUUGUGGCCUCCUGUGCCUCUCUAGGAUUGGGAAUUAUGGAAUGGCAUGGGACCAGUCCAGGGCACCCGCUUUCACUCGGUGUUUUUUUUUUUUGUUUGUUUAGUUUAGUUUAGUUUUUUUGAGACAGAAUCUUACUUGUUCACCCUCGGUAGAGUGCCGUGGCGUCUUUAGCUCACAGCAACCUCAAACUCUUGGGUUCAAGCAAUCCUCCUGCCUCAGCCUCCCAAAUAGCUAGGACUACAGGUGCCUGCCACAACACCCGGCUAUUUUUUUUAGAGACGGGUUCUCCCUCUUGCUCAAGCUGGUCUAGAACUCGUGAGCUCAGGCGAUAGCCCUGCUUUGCCCUCUUCCCCCCAGUGCCAGGAUUACAGGCGUGAGCCAGGGCACCCUGCCUCCACUUGGUGUUAGCUGUUCACAACUUCUGCAGAAGACCUCCUGUUCUGUCAGGCCCAGAUGGUAUUGGGCAGCCUCCCACCCCCACCACUCUGCGGACUGGGCCGCCGGCUCACAGGGGAGAGAGGGCACGGAUGCCGGCGAGGCGUCAAGGAUGUGUGAAAUAAACAAAUCCUGCCUAGUGUCUCGGUGUCUGGUGAAAAGCCGGACUGGCUCUGAAGUGGGAGGGUGGGAACACGCAGAGACCAGACGAGCCGUCCUGGCAGAGGUGGGAAGUCUCUUCAAGGUCCGUUGUAACGGAUGAGCCUGCAGUGGUCAGGAUCGGGGUACUCAGCACCCUUGGAAAGACUUAUGUUUCAGGGUCCGGCGGGAGGGGGGCAAGUGCCGCAGUCCUCCAUCCUAUCUGCCCGUCCCACCUGGAGCUUCACUGUGCCAUCGCCCUCUAGGACUUUCCCAGCCCACACCAGUGUGGACACGUGCGAUUUCUCCCCCCAAAAUAAAGAAAGGCUAGUGCGGCCGGGCCGAGAGCUAAGCCGGAUGAGAGUGCACCAUGCAGGAAGUGCCAGCCGCGCUGCCCACGGAACCAGGCCCCAGCCCCGUACCAGCCUUCCUCGGCAAGCUGUGGGCGCUGGUGGGCGACCCAGGCACCGACCACCUGAUCCGCUGGAGCCCGAGCGGGACCAGUUUCCUCGUUAGCGAUCAGAGCCGCUUCGCCAAGGAAGUGCUGCCCCAGUAUUUCAAGCACAGCAACAUGGCGAGCUUUGUGCGACAACUCAACAUGUACGGUUUUCGGAAGGUGGUGAGCAUCGACCAGGGCGGCCUGCUCAGGCCGGAGCGCGACCAUGUUGAGUUCCAGCACCCAAGCUUUGUGCGCGGCCGCGAGCAGCUCCUGGAGCGCGUGCGGCGCAAGGUGCCCGCGCUGAGAGGCGACGACGGCCGCUGGCGCCCGGAGGACUUGGGCCGGCUACUGGGCGAGGUGCAGGCUUUGCGGGGCGCGCAGGAGAGCACCGAGGCGCGGCUGCGGGAGCUCAGGCAGCAGAACGAGAUCUUGUGGAGGGAGGUGGUGACUCUACGGCAGAGCCACGGUCAGCAGCACCGGGUCAUUGGCAAGCUGAUCCAGUGUCUCUUUGGGCCACUUCAGGCGGGGCCCAGCAGUUCGGGAGCCAAGAGAAAGCUGUCUCUGAUGCUAGAUGAAGGGAGCACAUGCCCCACACCUGCCAAAUUCAAUGCCUGCUCCCUACCUGGCGCUCUCCUGCAGGACCCCUACUAUAUCCAGUCGCCCCUCCCAGAGGCUACCUUGGGCCUUAGCCCUCACAGAGCCAGGGGCCCCAUCAUCUCUGACAUCCCAGAAGACUCCCCAUCCCCUGAAGGAACCAGGCUUUCUUCCUCCAGUGGUGGCAGGAGGGAGAAGGGCCUGGCACUGCUCAAAGAAGAGCCGGCCAGUCCAGGGGGGGAUGGCGAGGCCGGGCUGGCCCUGGCCCCAAACGAGUGUGACUUCUGCGUGACAGCACCCCCACCACUGCCUGUGGCUGUGGUACAGGCCAUCCUGGAAGGGAAAGGGAGCUUCAGCCCCGAGGGGCCCAGGAGUGCCCAACAGCCUGAACCAAAGGACCCCAGGGAGAUAGCUGACAGGACAGGCACUGCAGGCCAACAGCACUUCUCUGUGCACAGGGGGCCUCUGGGCCUGGAGAGGGGGGACCAAAGCCCAGAGAAUCUGCUGCCUCCAAUGCUGCUUCGGCCCCCACCAGAAAGUAUGGAGCCUUCAGGGCCCCUGGAUAGUUAUCCCAAGGUGCUGAGCCCCAGCCUCCAAAGUCGAGAAUGGACCCUGAUGGACCUGGACAUGGAGCUGUCCCUGAUGCAGCCCUUGGUUCCAGAGAGGGGUGAGCCUGAGCUGGCAGCCAAGGGGUUAAAUUCUUCAGGCCCAGGGAAGGACCCCACACUUGGGGCCCCACUCGUGCUGGAUGUCCAGGCUGCUUUGGGAGGCCCAGCCCUUGGCCUGCCUGGGGCUUUAACCAUCUACAGCACCCCUGAGAGCAGGGCCUCUUACGUCGGCCCAGCAGCCAGUCCUUCCCCCUGAGAACGCAGGCCUCUGAAGCCAGGCUGGCCAAGGAACCAGUCUGCAGCCUCACACUCCUCUGGGCUUCCUGGCGCCCCCUGGCGGGGGGUGAGCGAAGCCCCCAAUACUCAACAGCCUGCGAGCCCUGCACAUAAAUUGCAUUUUUUCUGUG
This is a messenger RNA of Nycticebus coucang (slow loris), 2660 nucleotides long. RefSeq names its product heat shock transcription factor 4 (gene HSF4). Lineage: Eukaryota; Metazoa; Chordata; Mammalia; Primates; Lorisidae. The coding region runs from base 983 to 2509 and encodes 508 amino acids. Gene Ontology annotation, biological process: regulation of DNA-templated transcription. The transcript has 14 exons. The record is from RefSeq and is a predicted model, not a curated record. Gene Ontology annotation, molecular function: sequence-specific DNA binding; DNA-binding transcription factor activity.